Messenger RNA from Cyclopterus lumpus (lumpfish), 6721 nucleotides. RefSeq names its product sperm associated antigen 17 (gene spag17). Gene Ontology annotation, cellular component: axonemal central apparatus. NCBI's taxonomy places the organism in Eukaryota, Metazoa, Chordata, Actinopteri, Perciformes, Cyclopteridae. Gene Ontology annotation, biological process: axonemal central apparatus assembly; epithelial cilium movement involved in extracellular fluid movement. The transcript is spliced from 50 exons. The record is from RefSeq and is a predicted model, not a curated record.
AUGGCACCAAAAGCUAAAAAGGGCUCAGCCAAGAAGCCCAGUGCUCCAGGAGCCGCAUGUCACAACAAGAACUGGGAGGCCGGUCUCACCAGAGCUCCGUUUGAAGAGGAGUCAUGGAACGCCUGUGUGUCUUUGGUGGUUGGGGAAAGUCCAGAGGCUGAGGAACUGACCCAGGUCCUGUCUUUGGCUGUGCAGAAACCAAUACGCAAACUCUUCAACCUGUUGACCUGGGACAGCACCCUUGCAAAGAUCAAUGAACUGGGGAAUCCCAAGGCGAAAAAACCCGAUGACAUCCCCCUGUUCUACGAGGUCACAGAGCCUGCUAAGGUGCUGCUGGACGCAGGAGAGGAAAUACCUUGUGACUUGAUGGCAAAAAUACUGAAGUUCCAGCUGCUAAGGAUCAAAGCCAAUGAUCAACAGAGGAGGGAAGCUGAGCAGGCUGAGGAGGAGAAGACAGAGGCCGGACCUCCCCCCGCCAGCAAGGACAAAGGAGGGGCAACGGUCUCUGACAAAAAGGGAAAGAGGGCGCAUUCACCUGUGUUACCUACUAAAGAGAAGACCAAGCUCAAACACAGGAAUGAAUUUGAGCCACCAAAGUGGAUCGAUGACGAACCACAGGAUGGGCCUCAACACUACAUCUUGCUGCUGGGCUUCUACCAGCCCCACCUGAUUGGGGCGCUCGAUGCCAUAGGUGUACAUGUAGCCAAUGUCAUUAAACUGUGUUCUGGGCACACACAGACUUCUGAGGGCAACCAGCAGACUUUUACUUGUAUUCAAACUCCCCAGCAUACCCAUCAUGUGCAUGUUGUUGUCCACAUUACAUGACGCUCUCCUUUGGUUGUGCUGGAAGCAGAGGUUCAUGGCAGUGUAGAGCUGGCUGAGCCGCCCAGGAAGUUGGAUCUAUUCUGGUCAGGUCUGAGAGCAGUUUUGGACAGCGGGCCACCAAACUCCAAGCUCCAUGAUGUGGUUCAGAUCAGCUACACUGUCCCAGACGGCCGGCCUCCCCUCCACACACAGGACCCUGAGGCCGAGCUAGAGAUGGGAAGCUGCAUCUUUGAGGGUGUGGCCAAGCUCAUCUAUGACUGUCUGGACUGGCGCAGGCAACAUCAGCACUACCUGCACAGCAUACAACUCCUCAGUGUACCUACUGUUGCUUGGUUGGAUCCACAGCCUGCAGAGGUUGUGGCAACCCCUCACCCCCUGACUCCACGCUCCAAAAAGAAAUCAGUGCGGGAGGAAAGGCAAGACCAAGAGACCCAGCGGCCUCCUCUCUCUACAGAAGUGGACAUGCGUUACUAUUGCAACCUUCUCGACCUGGUUCCACCCGAAGUCUGCUCUGUGCCUCUGAUCCUGCACUGCAUGCUGGAACAGGUGGUGAUUUCAACAGAGGAGUCUUUGCCCACCGUGUCCUGUGUGGCUGAGGCCGAACCUCACAACGGCCUCGGGUUAGACUCUCAGCUGAUCAGCUUCAUGCUCCAAAGCUUCCUGCCUCUCGUACACACAAAGGUGGAGAGAAGCCACAUGUUAAAUAGUUUGCUGACGACAGCACAGAAUGAAGAAGACAAGAAGAGGCUUGAGGAGAAGUUUGGAGUAGAGGAGACCCAGAAGAAGUCUGAGCACCCUCUGGUCAUCAGGCACCAUAAUGAGAUGGCAAUGCGCUUGAGGGAUAUCAGUGCGGUCCAGGGUUUUGAUCCAGCAGAGGUGGAGCUGUCCAUGAUGAGGAGGUCUCCAGUGUGGGAGCUGAUCCAGUCUGUAGCUCGGCCGAGAGACAGCAACUCUUGCUGGAUGGCGAUCAAACAGCAGCUUCAGCACUACUGCACAGAUGAUGUUGUAUCAUGGCUGGUGGUGGAGCGUUUGAUUCAUCAGAGUGUGUUUGAGAGUAUGCCACUGACCAGGCUGGGCCCAAACGGUGUACUGCAGAAUGCUCCUGGACCUCUGGGACCACUGUACCCAGCACAUCAACAGACACCCACAAUAAUCCCCUGGGACAACCCACUAUCUUACGCUAAACAGCAGCGUAAUAUCCUACACACUAAAGGGACGACAUUUCUCACCGAAGACCCGAGUAACACAGAGGUGUGUUUAGGGAAAGUGUGUUGCCAGCUGGACUUGCAUGACAUUCAGAGUAGUCGGCUGAGAUCUCUGUUUGACUGGCACUAUACUGAACACCACAGUGCCUCCAUCUUCCCACAGGUACUCCAGUCGGCAUCAGAAGAAUACCGCUGCUUGGACACUUUCCGAGGAAGUCAUAACAACAUCCUGUACAUUUUUUGUCACAAUCCAAUGAGCCCUUAUCGCCAGUGCAAAGAGUUCUGGGAUGUAACCCUUCACACCGAUGUCAAGUUCAGGAAGUACCUGGAGCACGUGGCAGAUACCAUUUCAGAUUGGACAAAAGAGGAAGAAUUAAAGAGAGAGGCAAUGCAACUCCGAGAUCUCAGCCCCGCUGAGCCUCCAAGAGACAAAACGGCGACAUAUUCUGCAAAAGAGGAGGACACUGUGGAGCCAGUCAUCAAAAUAGGCUCCCUUAAAGCCUGUAGGUUGAAUCAAGAGCAGCUAAAGGUGGAGGAGAUGACCAAGAAAUCAAAGAAGGAGGAUACAACAAAAGACAAGCAGCAAAAGGAGAAGUCUAUGUUGACGGACGGCAAGAAAAGUAGAACUACGUCAAGUGCCAAGAAGAACCGAGCAGAGACAGCUGCCAGUUCAGCCAAGACUCCCACACAGUCCAUUACUACCACAGCGCACCCUGUGGAGAAGAACAAAGAACUGCAUCCGACAGAGGAGCCCUUCAAUGCUUUCGCAGGCUACAGCAUGGAUGGAAGGUUGAUCCAUGUGUCAGGUCGUUGCCAGUACGUUUUCCCUUCAGAUGGAGGACAAAUCACUGUGGAGAACGUCAGCUAUGUUGAAGGUUCCAGCCUAAUGAAAGUGGCGGUGAAGAAGGAUGGGCAUCAUUUCUACACACACAUCAAUCAAGUUGUUGUUGAUCCAGCAAAUCCUCACCCCCGGGACAAAGAAACCGAUGGUAGAAAAGAAGAUGUUAAUAUGUCAAAGCCUGUGGAUAUAAAAAGAGUGAAGCAGGGCUCCCUCUCGGCAGAGUUGGACAAUGGAAUCCACCUCUCAUACAGUUUCUAUGGUCCUACGGGAGAAUGCAGAGUGGGUGCCCAGGAAACCGCGCGAGGGCCCCCAGGGACCGCUGCCUUUGUCCCCACCCCUCCCUCCUCCUCCACCCACUGCUCCAAGGUGACAGACCGGAAUUCAAUUCCCUCCAAGACUGACAGCCCAGCCAGCCAGACCAGACCUCCAGAGUCCCAGGUUCCACACACGCAAAUGGAUGCACAAAAGAAUACCGCGGGGGAAAUUGAUAUUCAAACAAAGUCUAAGGUGUGUGAAGGCCAGGAGGCAUUGAUAUCAAGUCCAUUCAACAGUCUCAACCUGUCGGUUCCUAAUGGCAUGAUGCUGCAAUUUCUGCGAGAAGAUGCACAAGGAGUGUCCUCAGAAGAGCAGGGUAUGUUGGUGAAACAGGGCUUUCCUCUUCAUGGUAGGGGAGCUGUUGGGCAGCUUCAGGACCCUUCCCUCUCCAAAGAACUGUCACGCAUUGUUAAUUACCAAGGAGCCGUGAUCCGAUACAUGAGAGAUGGGUCCACAGAGGUUCUGUUUGCAGAUGGGUCAGUCAGUUUCAGCCAGGAUUCUGGUCCCGUGUGGGUUCCUGACUCUGAGGUGGAGGAGGAAAACACCUCUCAAGAAACUGAGGACAACGAGAAAGAGCAGAGCUUAGAGAAGGAGCCUGAUAAUCAGAGAGGGUGCUGGCUAACUACGACUCCAUCUGGAGCUCGCAUCCACACGGUGGGGACCACACACAAACACAUAGCCACCACUCCUCUUCUCGCCUUCAAGGCUUCAGACCCCAUCACCCAUGAGGUGAUGCUGAGCCGGGAGGAUCUGGUGGUUUCUGUCCAGAACCCAGACGGAUCUCUAAGUGUAGAACAUGCAGACGGAACCAGGAUCACCCGUCUUUACCGAGACAGACCACCAAGCACGCCGCAACAUAUACUGCUCCACACAGGGGAGCAGCCUGAGAGCGUGACCCUUAAAUCACCUUCUGAAUGUGUGUGCGGCUGCAUUGAGUGCGUGUGCGUCACCCGCUGUGCGGACAGCCGUCGUGAGAACGUCCCCUUCCAGGAUACUUGUGACAGUGGAGAGGAGAUUAGCGGGGACAGUGCAGGGAAAGCGUGUGACGACGAGGAUGCUGGACAUGCUUCUUCAGAACGUGAGCGUGUGUGCGAUGGAAGAGAACGUGGUGCGGAUGGGACUGGUGAGGAGAGCGUGUUUGCAGAAGAAACUGUGGCUGAGAAUGCAAAGAGGAGUGCGCGUGAGAGCGAUAAGGGGAGUGUGUCUACCAAGGAGCGGGUGGUGUUGGUGGAGAAGGAGGGCUACCCCACAGUGGUGAUGUACCCAGAGCGACACACGGCUCACGUCUUUUUGGCUGAUGGAACUGUCGUCACUGGGAACAACCAAGGAGCCUAUCAGAUGUUCCCAUCCAGUACGGGGCUCAUACAGAUCCAAAGUGAUGGGAAGUGUGUGUACUCAUCUGACCCACUUGUAACCCCCAGUCCAAAGGGUUGCACUCCCACAAACCAACCAGGAAGCUACACCAUGAGUCAUACAGACAUAGUGGCCUGUGACAUUACAGACCCUGAUGGGAACCACUUUCAGGUGAUGGAAGAUGGACAGUUAUUAGUCUUGAAUUGUAGCCCGGCUCCGAGCACACUUAAACAGAAUGAGGCGCAACCAGAGGGGGAGGAUGAGGAGGAGGACAGAGAAAUGGCCAAGAUUAAUGGAAAACACAGAGAACAUUGUCCCAGGCUGUUCCUGGUGCAUGAGGACGGCUCAGGUACUGAACUACUGAGCUCUCAAACUGCAGAGGAGCUGCUUUACCAGGCAUAUGCUGACCCGAACAUAGCACUGCUGAAGGAACCACUGGCAGACACACAAGAUGAGUUUAGCAUUACCAUCUUGAAGCCCAGCCACGAGAGCGUCUGGUCCCAGUGGUUGCUAGGGAAACAAAACCCUGACAUCACCCCGGCCAACCUCCGAAACCGCAGCUGGCAUGACUUCCCUAGAAUAGAGAAGAAGAGCCCAGGUCCUCCGUUUGGUGUUGACAUGGGACGAGGUUUGACUCUGAUUGACAGGUCCGGUGCUUCUGCAGCACAGCGGCAACCUCUCAGAAGCUGCCCUAAAGUCCUGGAGAUGAGGGAACUGUACCAGCGCCGACCAUUCACCACACCACUCAAAAAUACUAUCGACACACGACUGACGGAAUACAUCGAGAGUUUGAUGGUGAGGGAGCUGCGAUCAGAGGAGGUGGACCUCAAAGACCCUCGCACUGAGGAGGAGAGUGCUCAUGCCAGUGAUCUGCUCAAUCUGGUCCUGUCUUUUGCAGAAGAAGAGGAUGCAGGUCACAUCUUUGAAAAGAGGACUUCAGUGGACAUAGCCAAUCUGUACAGCCAAGGAGUUGGAGACCCAAUUGAGCCGUCAGAUGUUUCAGAAGACACAGCCACAGGAGCGAGUGACAGUUUCACAGAUAUAAAGGAGUCAAAAUGGACUGAAAGGCUUACACACAACAGACAGGAGAUGUGUGAAGAACAGGCUCAUAGAGAGGCUUUGAGGAAGAAGAACAUUAUUCCUUUUUUCCACCCAGAAAACAUUCCAGUAUACCAGACUCUGCUCCAGCACCAAAUGCCAGACAUGAGGAGUUUAUCUAUGGACCUCCCUCCGCUCCCCAAGUCAGGCAGCCCCGAGGCUUUCCUGAAAGAUGCCCCACAAGAGAAGACCCCACGACCCAUAAACCCAACACCGUCUCAAUCGGCAAGUCCUGCAGGAAGAAGUGACAGGAUGCUUGAAAAAAGGCCCACCAACCCCACGCCUCAGACUGCCGGUUUGUGUGUGUGUGUCUCCAUGCCAGGUGGAAGCAGUCUGAGGGGUUCAUCUGGACAAUGUAAGUCAGUCCAGGUGGACGUGACUGGAAGGCCCAGGAGGACUAAAGUCAGACUACCAACCUCGAUCCUCGGCUCUAAACCUUACAGCGUACCAAAUGAAAAGUUCCUGGCAGUGGAUGAGCCAGUGAGGAGGAAGUGUCGAACUAUUUCUCUGACUGAUCCAAGUGUCAUAACGAGGGGAUUCCUGCUGCUCCCGUCCAGUGUUGACUUUGGCACACAGCAGGAGGUCACCUCCUCUGCCAUUACCGUGGUGAUGAAGAAUGUGGGCGUUGACACCUGCAGGUUCUAUGUGAAACAGCCUCCUCCUGCUACAGGCCUCCGGGUCAUCUACAAUCCUGGGCCUGUGGCUGCAGGUCUGCAUGUUCAACUGCAGGUCCAGCUGUUCGCCAUGUGUACAGUCCAAGCAGGAGAGGUAGAGUUAAAGAAGUACAUCUCCCAGGACAUCAUCAUCCACACUGAGACAGACAUCCUCUACCUGCCUGUCACUGCAACCAUCCUUCCUGAGAGGUUAUAUGGCAUUUGGCUCCAGGACAACAUGGGUACACACAAGAAGAAAGGCUCCAGGGUCCGUCAACUUUCUCCCAGCGGACCAGUUGGACGUUGGGGCCGCACAUCCCCACAGACGACCCGUUACCCUUCUGACAAGUCCUUCGGCAAAUGAGGGACAUCUUAAUUGGACCACUCCUCUGCAAGCGAACGGACUACACAUCACCGGUCUCCCAUCAGAU